Molecule: messenger RNA, 803 nt
Organism: Ostrinia furnacalis (Asian corn borer)
Lineage: Eukaryota; Metazoa; Arthropoda; Insecta; Lepidoptera; Crambidae
Gene: CPR126
Product: cuticular protein RR-2 motif 126
Exons: 4
Coding region: 57-443 (128 amino acids)
Cellular component (GO): extracellular matrix
Source: RefSeq, a predicted model, not a curated record
GUUCUGCUCCUGUCGGCUCGGCUGAAGAGGACGAAAGUGACCAGUGAUAAGCAAAUAUGCGUGGAAUCCAAGUAACAAUUUUCGUCGCUGUGUGCGCGGCUGCUAGCGCGGGAUACAUCGGUGGCUACGGAGGCUACGGCGCUGCCGGCUACGGCUACGAAGGCGACGCACAUGGCGAUUAUUACGCGCAUCCGAAAUAUGCGUUUGACUACUCCGUGAACGACCCUCACACCGGUGACCACAAAACCCAAUGGGAAACCCGCGACGGUGACGUUGUCAAAGGGGCAUACUCUCUGGCGGAGCCGGACGGUACCACUCGCAUUGUGGAGUACACAGCUGACAAGCACAACGGCUUCAACGCGGUGGUCAAGCGCAUCGGACACGCACACCACCCACAGGUCUACGGCAACCACUACGACGGAGGCUACUACGGCUACCACUAGAUGGCGCUAGCAAAAGCAACCACAAGCACACCGGCUCCCACGUAAUCUACCGCAAAUCCGCCAGAUGGCGUUGUUAAAAUAUUCCACUGCCGCUAGAUAAAGCAUAGGUAUAUUGUUAGCUAGCAAAUGGUUGAUACACCAUCCGCUAGAUGGCAUUGUACACUGUAUUUUAUCAAUAUGUUAUCGAUGAACUGUGAUACUCAUACAUUCCGCGUGUAUUUAUUGUAUGUUAAUUAAUUCUUCGAAAUCAUGACAAAUGAUGAUUAUUGUCUAGUUCUUAAGGUGGUCAACAAAACAAAUUUUAUUGUUGUUUUGAUACGAAGUAACCAAAAUAAAUAUUUUAAGACUUAACUUUCUUUA